AUGCAUCUCCCCUCCCCGCGCCAAAAGCCCUCGAGACCACUCCCAUCCUCCGCUACUCCAGAGGACGCCGAGGACGUUGCAGACCCUCCCGUAAUCAUCGAUCUUACCUACCACUCUACUCGAGCGAAUGAAUUCGGCUUAUACCGCAUAUACAAAACCCUUCCAAGCGUAGAUCCCGAUGAUAGCAUCGAUAUAGAAGACCUUGCAGAUGGCCCCCACUUUAUAGACUCCGGCUCACGCCCUCAGCGCACCGCCAAUCUCGUAUUCGGCCAUGAAUACAACACGCCACCUUCUGCUCCGUUCUAUGCGCCGUACAAAAACGUCAAUACGUACCGCCUUGUUCAAUGGGCGCACGAGAACACCCAGGUCACAUUGUCUGGGCUGCAGCGGCUUGUCGACGAUGUUAUCCGCCCCCAGACUCCGGAAGUCUUUCGCCCAGAAGACUUCUUGGGCUUCAGCGCCUCAACGGAGUAUAACCGCCUCGACCGAGCCAUCUCGCAGGAUCAUGACGCUGCAAGGGGUGGUCCAUUACCCUGGACUGCCGCGUCAGGCUGGCGGUCGGGAUCCAUACCUAUCCCAGUCCCUUGCCCCGGCGAAAAAUGCGCAGAGGACGCUGCCCCCGUCUACGAAGUGAAGGGCCUACACUACCGUGACAUUCUGGAGGUCAUCAAAGAGGCGUUCCAGGACGAGCAGUCUCGGGAGUAUCAUCUACGCGCUCACAAGGUCUUCUGGGAGCGGACUGCAGACGAGCAUCCCAUGCGCUGCUGGGGAGAGGCUUACACCUCCGACCGCGCGCUCGAGAUGGACGAUGAGCUGCUAAGCCUUGAGGGCGAGCCUGGGUGCGCGCUCGAGCGCAUCGCUGCCUGGCUCAUGUCCUUCAGCGACUCAACACACCUUGCCGACUUCGGCAACGCGUCAAUGUGGCCUAUAUACCUAAUGCUGGGUAAUUUAUCCAAGUACACACGCGGGAAGCCCACUGCGUUUGCACAGCAUCAUCUUGCCUACAUUCCUCCCCUUCCUGACGACUUUGCGGACUGGUACAUUGAGACCUUCGGUGUCAGACCGUCAGACGCGAUCAAGACUUAUAUGAAGCGCGAAAUCGUCCAAGGAGUUUGGAGGAUUCUCUUGACCCCAGAGCUUGUUGACGCGUACACCCGCGGCAUGGUGAUUGGGUGCGCAGAUGGGGUUCUUCGUCGAACCUUUCCACGCUUCUUCGCAUAUUCAAGCGAUUAUCUGGAAAAGUAA
Messenger RNA from Schizophyllum commune H4-8, 1245 nucleotides. RefSeq lists its product as uncharacterized. The transcript has 2 exons. NCBI's taxonomy places the organism in Eukaryota, Fungi, Basidiomycota, Agaricomycetes, Agaricales, Schizophyllaceae. The record is from RefSeq and is a predicted model, not a curated record. The coding region runs from base 1 to 1245 and encodes 414 amino acids.